AAGAAGAAGAAGAAGAAGAAGAAGAAGAAGAAGAAAGAAAAUAAAAAAAAGGAAAGAAGAAUGGUGGUGAAAUCUGAAAGCACGAGGAACGGUCACGAGCUGGCUCCUCUAAACGAUGAUCGUCAACAACCACCUCACAAUGUUACCAUUGUCGUUUCCGGAAAUCAAAAUGCAACUAAUGUCAACCCGGAACCAAGACCGGAAGAUAACAGAGCAGCAUGGAGUGGAAAAAUGCAAUUCUUUCUUAGCAUCAUUGGUUAUAGUGUCGGGCUUGGAAAUAUUUGGAGGUUUCCUUAUCUGUGCCAACAGAAUGGUGGAGGUGCCUUUCUUAUACCAUUUUUCGUGAUGCUCAUCUUAGAAGGGGUGCCAUUAUUUUUAAUCGAAUUGGGUGUUGGACAACGAAUGAGACAAGGUGCCCUAGGUGUUUGGAAUACGAUACACCCCUGGUUGGGUGGUAUAGGAAUAGCCUCCUGUAUUGUCACCUUCUUCGUUGCACUUUAUUACAACGUCAUUAUUACCUGGUGUUUCUUCUACCUCUUCAACUCUCUCGAGGCAGUCACAAUUAAUUUCGGCGCACCACUGCCAUGGGCGAAGUGCCCGGAGAUCAACGAGAAACCGGUAGAAGAAUGUGUCAAGAGCUCUGAGACAGCUUACUUUUGGUACAGAACCACAUUGGAUGCUGCACCAUCAAUCGAGGAAGGAUCAUCUUUGAAAUGGUGGAUCGUAAUGUGCCUUUUGCUAAGUUGGGUCGUUAUAUUCUUUAUCGUCAUGAAGGGAAUACAAUCAUCGGGCAAGGUAGUUUAUUUUACCUCGAUGUUCCCGUACCUUGUACUCACGAUCUUCUUCAUUCGUGGGAUUACAUUGAAAGGUGCUAGUGCCGGAUUAGCUCACAUGUACACGCCAAAGGUGGAGAAAUUAUUGGAGCCCACGGUCUGGCUAGAUGCGGCAACACAAGUCUUCUAUAGCUUUGGAUUAGCUUUUGGUUCCUUGAUCGCAUUCGGAAGCUACAAUACACCCGACAACAAUUGCGUCAGGGACGUGAUUCUGGUGAGCGUGUGCAACGCGUUUACCGCCAUUUACGCGAGCGUUGUCAUUUUCGCCAUUUUGGGGUUCAAGGCGAUGUCGAAUGUGGACAAGUGCCUGGAAAGCAAUAAGGUAUCUCUAAUCAAGUAUGGUUUUCUCUUUGAAAAUUCAACGAUGGAGGAUUACGAAAACGUUGUUAAUACGUUCAACAGUUCGGCCACUAAUUUAACCUUGGAUGUAUGCAGUUUGAACGAACAACUUAAUAACGCAGCCGAAGGUACAGGUUUGGCAUUCAUAGUCUUCACACAAGCUAUCGUCGAGCUUCCAGGUGCACCAUUUUGGUCCUGCAUAUUCUUCCUAAUGUUAUUGGCCCUUGGUCUUGGUUCACAGAUUGGUAUUAUGGAAGGAAUGUUAUGCGUAAUAUUUGACAUUGAUCUUUUCAAAAGAAUUAAGAAACAAUAUAUAACAGGUGUAGUGUGUAUCGUGUGUUUCUUCGUUGGUCUGAUAUUCUGUACCGGUGCAGGUGAAUAUUGGUUGAAAAUGUUUGACAGUUUUGCUGGUACCAUUGGUUUAGUCAUGGUUGCACUUAUGGAAAUGAUUUCUGUUAUCUUUGUUUAUGGUCACGAAAAAUUCACGAAAGACAUUGAAGAAAUGACAGGUUAUAGGCCAGGUAUUUAUUGGCAAGUAACAUGGAGAUUUCUUGCACCAAUAAUCAUGGUUUGCAUACUAAUAUCUAGUAUUGCAUCCAUGUUUAUUAAGAAACCAGAAUAUUCAGCAUGGAAUGCUACACUGGGUGUAACAGUACCAACCCCUUAUCCAGGCUGGGUAUUAGCAAUAGCAGCUUGCAUUAUUUUUGCUGGUAUUGCACCAAUACCAAUAGUUUUUCUACUCAGAGUAUUCCAAUGUGUGAAACUCGACGUGGAUAUUCAUCAAGGUAGCAUCCGUCGUAUUGAUACUACUGUAUCAACUAAGGAAAUGAUGGGUGACGUUGAUUUAGACGAGUACCAUGAUCGAUUAGAAGAUUUUCCAGAAGAAGAUGAAGAUGUUAACAGCGACGAUGAUAACAAUAGUGCACCGCCUAUAUCCAAAAUAGUUCCCAAUAAGCUACAAGGUAGAGCUUUUAAAAUGGAAGCUAUGGAAUUUUGAAUGCUUCAUCGCAAGAAAAAAAUUUAAAAA
Messenger RNA from Polistes dominula (European paper wasp), 2199 nucleotides. RefSeq names its product sodium-dependent neutral amino acid transporter B(0)AT3. Gene Ontology annotation, molecular function: glycine transmembrane transporter activity; amino acid:sodium symporter activity. Gene Ontology annotation, cellular component: plasma membrane. Gene Ontology annotation, biological process: nitrogen compound transport; amino acid import across plasma membrane; sodium ion transmembrane transport. The record is from RefSeq and is a predicted model, not a curated record. NCBI's taxonomy places the organism in Eukaryota, Metazoa, Arthropoda, Insecta, Hymenoptera, Vespidae.